Messenger RNA from Aspergillus nidulans FGSC A4, 942 nucleotides. RefSeq names its product alpha/beta fold hydrolase. The coding region runs from base 1 to 942 and encodes 313 amino acids. The transcript has a single exon. The record is from RefSeq and is a predicted model, not a curated record. Lineage: Eukaryota; Fungi; Ascomycota; Eurotiomycetes; Eurotiales; Aspergillaceae. Gene Ontology annotation, molecular function: epoxide hydrolase activity; catalytic activity.
AUGUCUUCCGACCUCUUUCCCGGCUUCUCUUCUCAGUACGUCACCACCGCUCACGGUGCCCGCAUCUUUGUCCGCGUCAGCCCAACGCAGGACAAACCUCCUCUUCUCCUCGUCCAUGGGUUCCCCCAGACCCAUGCUGAAUGGCACAAAUUGACGCCGCUGCUCACUCCGCAUUUUACCGUCGUUCUUGUUGACCUUCGUGGCUACGGGGCCUCCUCCAUUCCCGCCAGUGCCAAUGGCUCUGGCUAUACCAAACGCCUCAUGGGCCAGGAUUGCCUGUCAGUGAUGGACCAGCUCGGGUACGCGAAUCAGAGAUUCGCAGUUGUGGGACAUGAUCGAGGAGCUCGCGUCGCCUACCGCCUUGCCUUUGAUAACCCCGAGCGGCUGUCGAAGGUCGUAGUUGUCGAUAUUGUUCCGACGGCGGCUAUGUUUGCACGGUUCGGGAACCCCACUGCGGGGCUAAAGGCGUACCACUGGUUGUUCCUUGCGCAGCCCGAACCGUUCCCCGAGAAGAUGAUUGGCAAGGAGGAUAAGGGAAGGCUGUUCCUUGAGCAGGCACUGUCUUCCUGGACGGCGGCGGGGACGUUGCAGGCUUUCAGCGAAACAGCGAUGGAGCGGUACCGGGAGGCGUAUUGCGAUGAGCAGCGGAUCCAUGCGACAUGCGAGGAUUACCGGGCGGGCGCUUACUUCGACCGGGUUUAUGAUGAAGAAGACCUCAAGAAGGGCAAUAAGAUCCGGGUCCCGGUGCUGGCUGUUUGGGGGGAGGAGGGCGGGUUCACGGGGCCGAAGAAGAGUGAAGCCAAGAAGGUGCAGGAGGGGCCGUUGGACGUCUGGCAGCGGUACUGUGUGGAUCUACGGGGCAAAGGGCUAAACUGCGGGCAUUUUAUCCCUGAAGAGGAUCCCCAGGCGCUGGCUGAUGAAAUUCUGCAAUUCCUAUUAUGA